AUGGAGUGCCCUGAGGGACGGCGCUGCAGUUCCUCAGAAAAUGAUUUAACACCGACUUCAACAUCAGAAGUAAUGAGCCUCCAAUAUUCCCAAACUGCCGUUUUCCAUGGAGCUGAAACUGCCGGCGGUCUUGGCGCCCAAACUGCCGGCGGUUUUGGCGCCCAAACUGAAGGCGGUCUUGGUGCCCAAACUCCUGCCGACUAUGGCGCCCAAGCUGAUGCCGCCAUCGGCAACCAGGCUGCUGCCAGAACCCCUCUGGAAAACUUACGAGAAGGGACAGAGAUGAGUAGAAGCCAGGAUGAACCUCCUUACGAAUUUGAGAAGCAGUUUAUAUUGCGUCUGCCUCUGGAACAUGCUUCUACUGCCAGAAAGAUAAUACGGUCUGGAAGUGCUGCCAUGAAGGAUAAACUGAAAAUUGACUUAUUGUCUGAUGGACGUCAUGCAGUUGUUGGGGUUGAAGAUGUCUCACUAUCUGCUAAGCUGGUUGAUUUGCCUUGUGUUGUUGAAAGCCUGAAAACUCUGGAUAAAACAACUUUUUAUAAAACGGCAGAUAUUUCCCAGAUGCUUGUGUGCACUGCUGAUGGUGGUGUCCACUCUCAUCCUGAAGAACCGGUUACCUCUACUGAUCUUAAAGCAAUCAGGAAAAGUAAAAAGGAGAGACAGAAAAAACAUAUCUGGAAGCAUGGCAUUACUCCACCACUUAGGAAUGUCAAAAAGAGAAGCUUCUGCAAAACAACAAAAGAGGUCACUGAUAUCAAACAAACUGAAGAAGUCAGCUUUCCUGAGCAUGUUGAACCUCCUGAUGUGGAAAAGGAAGUGAAAAGACUACUGCACUCAGAUGCUGAAGCUAUCAGUGUCCGAUGGGAGGUCAUUGCCGAAGGCGAAACCAAGGAAAUAGAAAGUCAAGGCUUCAUUCCAGGCUUUGAGAUAGCCUCAGAAAUGAGUGGCUGUAAGCAGCGUCAUACCUUACCAGAAUAUGGUGUGUUUCGGGAGAUGGUCAAUGACUCUAGCAGUAACAGUGAAGUUGAGGAUGAUAAGGAGGAAGAUGAAGAGGGAGAGGAGGACUGUGAUGAUGCGGAUAAAGACAAGGAAGAGGAAGAAGAUUAUUAUGAAAUGUAUAUGGAAAGGGAGCUACAGGACAAGUUCACUGAAUCUGGCCAGUAUGAGGCAAAGGAGGGAACCAGCUCAAUGGUCAUGAAAAUUCAGAAGCAGACUCAUUACGUGGAGAAAAAACUCCAAGAGAUUCAGUGCAAAGCACAAAGACAGAAGAAGCUCAUUAUGAAAGUGGAAAACCUAAUGCUCAAGAGUCAUUUACAGUCUGUGCUGGAGCAGCUUAAGCUACAGGAAAAACAAAAAAAUGAGCAGCUCAUUUAUCUACGGAAAAGACUGAACUAUUUUCUGAAGAAGUGAGGAGAACCUUCAGCCUGGCACACAAACCUUGGCUUCACCAUCCAGACUGAAGACCUAGAUGAAAUUGUACCUGUUUCUUC
Lagenorhynchus albirostris (white-beaked dolphin) is the source of this 1490-nucleotide messenger RNA. RefSeq names its product TATA-box binding protein associated factor 7 like (gene TAF7L). Gene Ontology annotation, cellular component: transcription factor TFIID complex. Bases 1 to 1410 code for a protein of 469 amino acids. NCBI's taxonomy places the organism in Eukaryota, Metazoa, Chordata, Mammalia, Artiodactyla, Delphinidae. Gene Ontology annotation, biological process: transcription initiation at RNA polymerase II promoter; RNA polymerase II preinitiation complex assembly. The transcript has 13 exons. Gene Ontology annotation, molecular function: RNA polymerase II general transcription initiation factor activity. The record is from RefSeq and is a predicted model, not a curated record.